AAUUGAUGAAGUUUUGUAGAAGUUUUGGUAAUGACUUUGAAUGCCAAAGGAAGCCUCCAAAGCCCAUUGGUUCAAGAAACGUUUUUGCCUAUUCAAGACUCAGCAGCCAAAUAAGCUAGGAUGGUAUGGAGAAAACUCUUUGUUCUUUGCCACAAGAAUUUUAUGGACAACAACCAGUGGAAUGAUGUCAGCCUGUAAAGGAACUGGGAAAGAUUGCUGCUGUAUGAAUUAGCUCUGUGGAAUUCGAGCUUUACCGAUCGUAUUUACUGGACACACUGGAUGUCUAUAGGGACCAUAGCAUACAUGAGAUGGUGUUUGUCACUGAGUAUUCUGGAGCAACUUUCCCACCAAAGAAAGCCAGAUUAUAGAGUCCAUAAAUGAAGACUCACAGAUGUCUCUAUAGAGACCAUAGACAAAAUGAGAUGUCACUGAGUAAUGUAGAGCAACUUCCCACCAAGGCAAGCCAGAGUACAGAGUCCAUGAAUGAGUGUGAACAGAAAAAGGUGUGGGAAGAAACUAGGAAGAUGGCUUAUAUUGUGAACUUCAUUGAAUGCUGAUGGAAUUUACAAGCUUCACCGUUCAGCAAUGGCAGAGGGUGAUAUUUAAGAUGGGGUUUCCGCGGAAACGGCAAGCUUGGGUAGUCAUCAGUUCAUUAGCUGUCUUUUUUUGUGUAACCUUGGUGUUCAACAAUCAAGUUCGCAAGGUGCUUAACUCGAGCAUGCUUCUUGACAACAUGGAUCUCUCAGAAGGGUAUGGAUUGAGAAAGCUUCUGGAGGAUCAAGAGGCGAAAAUCGAGCGGUUGCGGAGUGAAGGGAUGGAGCAGAGACUUCCACAGUGCAUAAUCAUUGGAGUGCGGAAAUGCGGGACCAGGGCGUUACUAGAGUUUCUUGACCUUCACCCUCAAAUCCGUAUUGCGGACAUGGAGAUGCAUUUCUUUAAUAACGACGAAAAUUACGAAAAAGGUUAUGACUGGUACAGGAAAUACAUGCCAUUUUCAUUUCCAUCGGAUAUAACCAUAGAAAAAACACCGAGGUAUUUCAUUUCAGAGAGUGCUGCGGAGCGGAUUCGUAAAUUUAACAGUUCUGCUAAACUCAUAGUCAUUUUUCGAAAUCCAACCACACGGGUAAUUUCAGAUUACACUCAGGUAUAUCAAAACAAACUGGAGCGAAAUAAAUCAAUAGAUCGCUUCGAAGACCUUGUGAUUAGUGAGCGGACUGGGCGUGUGAACACAGGCUAUAAGGCAGUGCGGAUUAGCAUGUAUUAUUAUCAUAUGACCAAGUGGCUACAUUUCUUUGAACGAGAUCAAAUUCAUGUUGUGAAUGGGGAUAAUCUCAUUGAUAAUCCACUUGAAGAAAUUCGAAAAGUCGAGACGUUCUUGGGUUUACAAAAUUUAGUCACGGAAAGCAACGUGUAUUUUAAUGAGACCCGUGGAUUUUUCUGUAUGCAAUCUGAUGAUAAACAACAACAUUGUCUUGGUGCUAAAAAAGGGCGAAAGCAUCCAGCAAUAGACCCUAUUAUCGUGAAGAAAAUGAACAACUUUUAUCGUCCGUAUAAUAAAAAACUGUUUCAAAUGAUUGGUCAGAAGUUUGAUUGGGAUUAAUAACAAAGCUCAUGACUCCAUAUCUUUUAAUAAAAGAUGCCCAUUUCAUUAUAUAUUGUCUGAUUAAAAAGAUGCUGCCAUGUUCAUGAAUUAUGAAAUAUAAGAUGUAAAGUGAGAAUGAUUUCAUUUGUGAUGCCUGUAUUAUUAUUAGUAUCUGAUUAUCUGAAUGCAAUCUGAUUAUCAAACAUUUAUGACAAUCUGAGAUUAUUUUUAUUAGUUUUCAGCCCACCUAAGCACAACCUGCUAAUGUUGAGCUUACCUGAGCACAACAGGCUCAUAUUGAGCUCACCUGAGCACAAAAGGCUCAUGUUUAGCUCACCUGAGCACAAAAGGCUCAUGUUGAGCUCACCUGAGCACAAAAGGCUCAUGUUGAGCUCACCUGAGCACAAAAGGCUCAUGUUGAGCUCACCUGAGCACAAAAGGCUCAUGUUUAGCUCACCUGAGUACAACAGGUUCAUGUUCAGCUCACCUGAGUACAACAUGCUCAUGUUUAGCUCACCUGAGUACAACGGGUUCAUGUUGAGCUCACCAUGCUCAUGGUUUUAAUCAUGGUGAGCUAUUGUGAACAUCAUUUGUCUGUCUCUUUUCGUCCAUCAUGCUUUGUCAUCAGUUGCUUUGGAAAAUUCAGUUUCCAAUUGUCUUGAAACUGUGUCAGAACAUUUGGUCAAAUGAUACAUUGGCGAGUUAAAAACUAGCCUGGCCUGUUUGGACUGCACAGGCUUAUAUGGGACCACACUUAAAAAACAAAUUCUUUUAGCUUGUUUUCCCUGAGCAAUUCUCAUAUUUAUUGUAUUGCUAUUCAGAUAUUAUCAUUUCGUCAUAUUAUUUGUUCUUAAUAAUGAUCUCUCUAAAAUGUUCUAUGAUAAUUGCACAAUAGUUUAUUUUGAAACAAAACAGCCAUGUAAAUUAAUAAGUCUUUAUGUAGUUUGAUAGAUGCAGCAUAUUUAGUUUUUCUGUACAUGUGCCGUAAGAUUCUAAGUAUAAAAUAUAUCAUUUGAAAUGCCAUGCAUAUUGCUGUACCAUUUUGAAAACUUUGUGUAUGUUUUUUACAUUUCCCCAAGACAUACUCCCGGCACAAACAGUUAAAAGUGUAAUAUAAAAAAAAAUAUAUAUAUUACCCCAAUAUAAAUAUAAUAAUGUCAUUUGAGUUUGUUUAUUGAAAAUUUUCAAGAGUAUUGAAACAUGGCAAGGUUUUUUAUGCAUGUUUAAUAGGACCUUAUGUUAGGAUAACAUUACAAACAAUCUUAAUUUUACAUUUUCUUUCAAGAUGUUAAUUACGCUAGCACACAACCUUUUGGGAUAGCAUCUGUUAAUGCUAUUAAAUAUUGUGGCCUUGCUCUGGGACAACGUUUGCUAAUUGCAUGUGCAUAAGCAGGGGAGAUAAUCACGUGAUAGUCAACAUGUAAAAAUCAAUGGCAAGACAGUUAUUAUUUGCCGUGUUAUACCCUUUAUUACUUUUGUUUAUUUUUAGCUCGACUAUUAUAUAUGAAAUAUAUAUAGUGGAGCUAUCCUACUCACCCAGGCGUUAGCGUGAGCCUUAGCAUAAGCGUGAGCGUGCAAAUGUUAAAGUUUGCUUCCUACCCCAAAUAUUUCCUAUGUCCCUUGACAUAUUGCUUUCAUAUUUUGCAUACUUCUUUACCAACAUGACCCCAACCUAUAAACAAGAGCAGACAACUGUAUCAAGCAUUUUGUAAGAAUUUUGGCCCUUUUUCCACUUAGAAUAUGCAUAUUAUUGAUAACUCUAUGUUAAAGUUUGCGUACCACCUCAAAUAUUUUCAAUGUCCCUUGACAUAUUGCUUUUAUAUUUUGCAUACCUCUUUACCAACAUGACGGCAACCUAUAAACAAGAGCAGACAACUGUAUCAAGCAUUUUGUAGGAAGUAUGGCCCUUUUUUGUCUUUGUAAUUUUGAAUAUUUUGUUAAAUUUGUGUUAAGAUCCACUUCUAAAGUAUCAAGGCUAUUGCUUUCAAACUUCUAAUACUUUCUAACUAUCAUGAUGUUACUGUACCUUGCAAGUUGAAUUUGACUUUGACCUUUGAAUGACCUUGACUCUCAAUGUAAAAUUAAUAAAUUUUGCUUAAAUUGCCAUAACUUCUUUAUUUAACAUCAGAUUUGAUUCAUACUUUGACAAAACAACACUUACCUGAAUACCACAAUGGACUCCAACCAAACUAUCCCCCAUGCCCCAUCCCAGAAUCCCCCCACCCACCCCAAAAAAUACAAAAAAUAAUAAUUUUGUUUUCUUUUAUUCUUUCUUUUUUUUUUAAAGAUCGUCUAUUAAAUGACCACACACCCACAUUAUACCCCCCUCUCCAUGAUGGCUUACAUUACCGUAAAAACCCAGUCAUAAGUCGAGAUUUUUUACCUCCAAAAUUUGAUUAAAAUUACAGUAUCGACUUAUGAGGUCGACCAUGAAAAAAAUUAAUGAAAUUCGACGAAGAUUGAUCCCCGCGGCAAUUGUUGUUGUUGUUGUAUCAAAAAACUCGUUGAUUUACGACACAUGAAAUGAAAAGAUACUUAUCAAUUAAUAUAACCACAGUUUGCAACAUUUCCAUUGUUUUUAUUUUCAUAAUUUAAUCCAAAGUUUUCAUGUAAGCAGGUGUUUUUUAUAACUGAACGCGUAAAGAAAAGAUCAGGUCAUUUUUAAAGUCGAGCGAUAAUUGGCAACCUGUGUGAAUUGACAGAUUGACGUCAUAAAAGGAAAGCCGCUUCCUGUCAAGAAGCCAUAAAGCAUCACCCUUCUCGCCGAUAAAAUAAGAUUCCUUUAAUUUGUUUAACAUGUUUAACCAAUCGCGAGUUUGUUAUUCACUGGUAAUCGUCCAAUUAUGUUUGAGCACGUGAAUAGCUCUGCCUUUUAAACUGUUAUGUAGAACAAAGGUGGUGUUAGUGGUCUAUUGGUUAUGUCAAUCAUUGUAAUAAAAACGUGUUUUACCGAGGAAGUAAUCAAUUUUUUGAUAGAUAAAAAGUGCAAAGAUUUGAUUACAGUGAUCACAGUGUGUCAUCGGAUUAUAAGUUUGUGGAUUAAUAAUAGCGUGGACAAUUUAGUGAAACUUUAUAAUAAUAAUUUAUUAAUUUGACUCGCACAUUUGAUUUGUGAAAAUGCCUGGAAAAUGCAAACGCCAUGCGAAUGACAAUGCGUUUAAAAUACGCGUGAUAGAAUUUGCAGAGCAAUCAAAUUAUAAUACUGCUGCUGAACGCAAGUUUUGUGUUUCGUAUGUCGUUGUUGUGUAAAUUACGAUGUACAUGUAUAUACGUCUUGGUUUCCUAUGUUGUUGAUUUUGUUUUUAUGUGGUUCAUAAUGAUUAGCUUGUCUUUAUUUUUAUCUAUUAUUUUCGAUUUCCUAAAUAUAUAUCGUAUUGAUUAUAUUGCACAAAGUACAUAAUACACGUGUCCGCUAUGUCUACGUCGCACAGGGCUAUAAUGACGUCAUGGUCUAUGUAUAGAAUAAAAACUUCCAGUACAUUUAAAAUGGCGUCUGUUUAUGAAAUUCGUGGACGGACAAUUUCUGACUCGACUUAUGACUUGGACAUAUUCAAAAUCUCCGAUUUUCGUAUCAUUUUUUACCCCCCGACUUAUGAGCGGAUAGACUUAUGACUGGGUUUUUAUGGUAUACUGUCAAGCACUCAAAUAGUCGAGCCCGCUGUUCUCUGACAGCUUUUGUUUAAAUGAUGCUCACUUUCCAGCCAUAUCAGUAAAAAGGUAAUUAGCGUUAAUUUCGUAUUAAAAUUUGCUUUAUAUCUCGACUU
This is a messenger RNA of Dreissena polymorpha, 5346 nucleotides long. RefSeq names its product heparan sulfate glucosamine 3-O-sulfotransferase 5-like. The record is from RefSeq and is a predicted model, not a curated record. Gene Ontology annotation, molecular function: [heparan sulfate]-glucosamine 3-sulfotransferase activity. The coding region runs from base 551 to 1600 and encodes 349 amino acids. The transcript is spliced from 5 exons. Lineage: Eukaryota; Metazoa; Mollusca; Bivalvia; Myida; Dreissenidae.